Stegodyphus dumicola is the source of this 2434-nucleotide messenger RNA. RefSeq lists its product as uncharacterized. The record is from RefSeq and is a predicted model, not a curated record. NCBI's taxonomy places the organism in Eukaryota, Metazoa, Arthropoda, Arachnida, Araneae, Eresidae.
UAGAGGAUGCUAAAGUCAAAUAGGUUAGAAUAGACUUUAGUCAAGGAGGCUAUUCUAACCUCCUUGAGUAAAGUAUACCUCUCCUCAGACAUACAGCCUUAAACUAAAUAAGUUAAUCCUUAUUAUUAAAUUUUCGUAAAGGAUCUUUCUUUCUUCCGCGAUACCAUUUCACCUUCUCAUUUUUGAUUUGUAUGUUAAGCCCCAUGAGUCUUUUGCGAGUAAUGGUCACUAUCACAGAAACAACUACUACUACUGAUAUUAGAAUUGCAGACAGCUGCAUAGAAGAAAGGUAUUCAAAUGCACCUUUGAAGUAAAACGUUAGUCUUUCAUAAAAGUUAUGUGUUGACUCUAGGAGAAUGGCGACCGAUAAUGAAUCGAGUCGAGCAUUACCUGAUCUUGUAAUAGAUAUUGAUAAUGUAGAUGAUAAUUCUGUUUUAUUUUCGAACAAUGAAAUUCCUUCUUCCUCAAACAAGGGCAUGCAAGACUGUCAAACUCCUAAUUCCCAACGUGGAAACAAACAUGGUAAUAAACAGUUGAACUGCGAAGAACAAAAGUCAGUAAAAACGGAUGCUAGAGCAACUCCUAGACGUCCCCAAUUCAAUAAUAAUAAAGGCACAAAUAAAUCUAAGCCAUCUGAGGUGCAGUGUGGUCGGUCAUGCGAGCAACAUACGUUUUUGACAGACAUUACAGAAGUGCGACAGAUGGAACAGGGACUUCUAAAACUUCUAGAUGAUUUUCAUUCUGGAAAACUGCAAGCAUUUGGAAAAGACUGUACAUUUGAAAAAAUGGAGCAGGUUCGGGAACAGCAAGAGAGAUUAGCUCGACUGCAUUUUGAGUUAAAUGCGCAGCAAGAAAUAUAUGGGCCUCAGUCAGAAGACGGCAGGCGAGUUGGUCGAGAAAAUCUUGGAAAAUUAAUAGAAAAUUAUACAUUCAACCCUCAGCCAUGAUGGAUAUCAAAAGCUGUUAAAAGUUCUAGUGUUUUCUACUGCACUUUAAAUUAUGACAGCUUAAAAGUUGCCUAGGAUGAUAACACAGUGAGUUUCCCCAAUUGGAUUUUUGAGCUCCUAACAAUAUCCAGUGACUGGACUGCAAAAACAAAAAUUAAAGAGUGAGUAAUGCAUGCGUGAAGGUCAUCAGACUUUAUAUUUGCUGUGUUCCUUCAUUCACCUGUUAUGUAACAUGAUUUAUUUGUGAUGAAGACUCCGAGGAUUUUCUGCUAGUGCGGUGGGUUUUUCUGUGUCAAGGCCAUGUUUAUAGUUGAAAAAAAAAAAAUGAUGUGUUAAGCGUCUCAGCGAUUUUGUGUGUUUGCGUGUAAUGAAAAAUGUGCACAUCUUCUGUGAGAUUCUAACGGAGUUUAUAGUCAAAAAAGUGUCAGCGAGUGUUCAAGUAUCAGUGCUUCAAAAUUUUUUCCAAAGUGUAUUUGGUACAAAUUCAUCGAAAAAAGUGUUUUAAUGUAAAUUUUUCAGUGUUAUGAUAUGCGUAGAUUCAAUAUCGUGAUCAUUGCUUCCAAAAAAAAAUUGUUGUUUCAGAGGUAAUUAGUGUAAAUUCUUCAGAAAUUUCAGUGCAAAGUGAUCAGUGUGAUUUAUUUUCGUGUUUUCGUGUAAUGUUAAUUCUCAAUCGUGUGUGCGACUAUUAAUUAUGCAAACUAGAUCUAAAACAAAAAUGGCUACAGAAAAAAGUGAACUUGCGACUGUUAGUAUUGAUAAAUUUCUGUGUGCCAUAUUUGAUGGAGAAAAUUCGGAUUUACCUAUGAAUAAAUAUUUUUAACUAUUUAGAAAAUAAGUGUCAUAAUAAGAAUAUUGGAGACAAGGACAAAUCAUUAGUAUUUUCUGAAUGCCUCCGUAGGAAGGCUUUAUCAUUUUAUUUAAGACAGUCUGUUGAAUUGGAUUGGCAAUCUGUAAAAAACAAAUUCCUUACAUAUUUCUCCACCAAUCCAAUGACAUCGACAAGUAUUAUCUACGAUUUUACUUUAUUUAUUUAUGACUUCGACUUUAAAAUUAGAUUAUAAAAUAAUAAUUCAAUCAUUGAAAUUGGGUCUUCCCGAGCACCAGUAAAUGUGUGCAAAAUGUCAUCAAUUUAAACGGUUAUUGGCAACUCCCAGAUAAAGUGUGUCACUAAAUGUUUUCGAACCAAGAUUUUACCAGUCUCGGUAUCAUGCUCCUUGGCUUAUGAAAAGAAAGUUUUGGUUAAAGUAGUUCAAAAUUAGCUUCAUCAUCAGCAUUAUGCAAGUUAUAUGACAUGGAUUAAUCUAGAAAUGACGCACUCCAGAAAUUAUUACAUAUAUGUGGCAGCACACUACAGUAGAAGUCCAUUAGUCCGGCAUCCAACAGUUCGGAAUGCCCGAUAGUCGGCAUCGCUCCGGAAAAUUGUAAAAAUUUUGGUUUUCUCCAAAAGUGUGUCUUUAAAGCAAAUAAAACCGCUCGAGAGCUAUUCG